Ciona intestinalis (vase tunicate) is the source of this 4664-nucleotide messenger RNA. NCBI's taxonomy places the organism in Eukaryota, Metazoa, Chordata, Ascidiacea, Phlebobranchia, Cionidae. The record is from RefSeq and is a predicted model, not a curated record.
AAAAGAUGAAAAUAUAUUACUUAAGGGAAACUGAAGUAAAAUUUUAAAAAUGGUAUACAGAUAGUCCUUUUUAAUUUUUCCAAUCCAAACGAUACCGUUUUCAAGUUAUCACAUGGCCUACUAGAGAUAUCUCUAGUAGGCCGUGGUUAUCAUCCCUUCAUUUACAUCUCUGCUGUCAUGGGUACUUCUCGUUUAGGCACAAGACUUUUACCCAAAGUCGAUAUACUAACUUAUUUGUGUUCAGGUAGCCACUGCUUGGUUGGGCUGGUAUGUCAUGCUUGUCUGGUAUAUAGUUAACUUCCCGAAUCCAAAAAUGACUUAAAUGCCUAUUUACAUUCUACAUAAGUUUGGAUAUUUUUUUUUGUAAAACGAACAAUAGCAUUUAAGCCAUGCUUGUUUUAAAAAGUAUUUCUACCACUGAUGCCUUAAAAUAGUAUUUAUUAAAAAGUUUUUCGCAUAUGAGAAUAAUGAGAUAUCGCCAAAGCAAAUCAUUAGCUUACCAUGUUCUAUUGUAAGGGAUGUUUGUGCACUUAAGCAAGAAGCACUUGUGACGUCUCGGGUACAAAUAUAAAUUAGAAUAACUUGGAAACGGUACUGUUUCGAAUGGAAAAGUUAAAAUGGUAGAUUUUGCUCAGUAAGGACUUUCUAUACACAUUUUAUAAAAUUUGACUCCAGCCCCUAUUUGGUUCUAAAUAAAACCUAUUUGUCAACGGAUCACUAAAAGUUCUAUUCCUUUAUUAUUGUGUGUAAGUGAUAAAGUUGUGUACGUCUGAAGGCAUUUUGGUUUAUUAAACCAGAAACCAGAGUGGUUGGUGUAUCGUCCAGUAUCUACCUUAUGACUGUACACUGUUUCUUUGUAUUUAUAUAUAUAAUUUACGUUUAUGCUGUUUGUAGUUUCUAUAUUUUUAUAGCUUUUACUUUAUAGUGUAUUUUAUUCUUUAGAUUAAUAUACAUGCAGAUACUAGUUAUAAAGAAUGUGCUGAAUAAUGAGUGAAGAUGAACAAAAAUCUUACAAGCGAAAACUUUCUGAAAAUGAUGAUCGUCCAAAUUUAUUAUCGGGUUCAGAGAAAAAAAAGAAAAAAAGAGAAAAUUCUUCCAACAGCAGCCGACCAAAAUAUUAUCCAUUGUCUGAGAGACAACAACUUGCACUGUUAAUGCAAAUGACAGCUGAAGAGAAACCUGCUUCAGACGUUGAUUCAACACCAACAUCAUCAUCACGCCGCACACCGGGUAGCAGUGGUAGGAAAGAUAAGGUCAACAAACGUAACGAGCGAGGUGAAACUCCUUUACACUUGGCAACUAUACGUGGGGAUAUGCAUGCAAUCGUGGAUCUAAUAAAACAGGGAGCUGAUAUUAAUGUGCAAGAUUAUGCAGGUUGGACACCUUUACACGAGGCGUGCAAUCAUGGUUACUCUGAAAUAGCAAAAUUCUUGUUGGAAAGUGGAGCAAAUGUAAAUUCGAAGGGAUUAGAUGAUGAUUAUCCACUGCAUGAUGCAGUUAUCAAUGCUCACUCUGACCUGGUGCACUUGUUGUUGAAACAUGGAGCGAAUCCUCUCCUUCCAAACAAACAUGGUGAGCGACCCCUUGACCUUGGUGAUGAUGAAUCGAUUCGUAAAAUGAUGCAAGCUGAAGUGAUACUCAGUGAUGAAAGUGAUCAGGAAGGAUCUUCUCUUGAUCCUCUUAUCAAGGAAAUUCAGGAAACUGAAGCAAAAUCUCACACGAUAAGGUCAUCAAUGGGUGUAGUGACAUCUGCUCAUUCCCCCAGUAAACCACACGCAUCUACUGCAAGUCGCGAGUUGUUCAAACAGACAGCUGCUCCAACAGAUUACAAAGGUUUUAGUGUUUCAUCAUUAGAUUCCGAUUCAAAUGAAUAUGAUCGUAUUAUUCAAGUUAAACAAACUGACCGUUUAACUAAGUCAUCGAUCAGCUGUUUAAAACCAUCUCAAGACAUUGAAUUAAUCAGAACUAAUUCCUCUCCAAAAGAUGAUACACCGACUGAGUUAAGAUACUCCAAAAUCAAUCGGAAAAAUGAUUGUGACAUCAGCAGUUGUAUUUCUCCCAACAUUGUAGGUGGUGAUAAGAUGACCAGUCUUGUCCACACACCCCUUAAACAUGAUGUUUAUGAUUUCUCUCCAACUUCUGAAGAUUCUUUAAACAAUGCUGGUGGUAUCAGAUUAAAACCAAGUCUCCAUUACGGUACAGAACGAUGGUCAGAUUCAAAAUCAAAAGGGAAAGAUUGUUUGUAUGAAACAUCUGAAAUGAUGUUUGAUCGUUUGUUCAAAUCACCAACUAAUUACAUAGAUUCAAAAUUGGCCGAAUCCAAACCUGCAUCUUAUUCCUUACAAGAUAAUCAUAAUGUCAAUAGUGUUAACUCUGCUGAGGUUUGUGAAGGUGAAGAAAAAAAUAAACUAUCAAGUAAACUAACAAACUUUGGUAGUCCAUCAGUCAUCCCAACUUCUACACCAACCAAGGUGGAUUCUGCAAUACCCGCAUCACCCAUGUCUAUCACAUGCACUGCUGAAUCAGGGACUGAAAAAUCAAGUUUGUUUCAGGACUCUGUAGAAAGCAAUAGUUCGAAUAAAUCAUAUUCAGAUGUUCCAAAAACUGUACCAAAAUUAUUGAAAAGUGGAAAGACGUCAGAUGAUACAAAGAAAACCACUACCAUCAAACCUCAAAACCAAAAGCGUGAUGUAAAAUUAGAUGUCAAAAAAACACUAACCUUUUCAAAAUCAAAUUUAAUCUGUUACACAGAUAGUGUUUCACGUCAACAAAACCAUAAACAGCAGAAACUCAAACAAAAAAAAGUACAAAAGAAAGAAAAAAGCUUAAAACAUGAAGAGAAAAAGGUUUUAAGACGUGCUGAAGUGAAGCUUCUUGAUACAGAUUCAUGGCUUGGAUCUCCAGUGGAUAAAAUUAAACCUAAAAAACUAGCCAGACCUUUUGUCAAAAAGAUUAUUGAUUCUCAGAGUGAUGUACCAGCAACUACAACUUCAGAAACAUUAAGUGAUUUUGUCACAACCACUGACCAACAAUGGCUUGGAUCUCCAGUGGAUAAAAUUAAACCUAAAAAACUAGCCAGACCUUUUGUCAAAAAGAUUAUUGAUUCUCAGAGUGAUGUACCAGCAACUACAACUUCAGAAACAUUAAGUGAUUUUAUCACAACCACUGACCAACAAACUGAAUUAGGUGGACCACCUGUGUUGAAAGCAAAUGAAACACCAGUGACGUUCAGUUACCUAAUUCAAAGUACAACAAAUGACAAAAGUAUUCCAGCCCUUCACACGCAGAAGCAAGUUAACCAGCCUUCUGUAACCACAGUGACAGUAAAGUUACCUCCAUGUACUCACCAUCCUUACACAGUCCUAUCUUCUAGUAAGGAAAAUACAGUUACUAGUAACUCAAAUGUAUUACCAACAGAUAUGGAAUGCAAAUUUCCUGUUAUUUCUGCACCAAACGUUUCAAAACCUUCUACAGUCAUCACAUGUAUUGAUAUGCCUUCUGUUGAAUUUCCAAUAUCAAGUUGUAAUGUCACAUCGGCAGUAAACACAAAAAUGAACGAAUCAUUCUCAUCAACAUCCGGAAAUACAACUGUUGUCUCAACCACCACCACUGUAACAUCCACGUUGAAAGUAGAAGAAAAAGAAAGCAAUAAUACUCUGCAUGAGCUUGACUUACAACAUCAUCAGCAAAUUGAUAAUGAUCAACAAAAGAAAAAAUUAAAUAGUCCUAUUAAAGAAAAGGUAGAACUAACAAAACAACAGAAACUUAUCCAAGAAUAUAUUAAACAGAGGCUUGAACUUGACACCAUAGACUUCGAAUGUGAAAAAAGGAAGCAGUUACCUAUCUAUAUUCCACUUGAAAAACUUGUUGAAUCGGCAAAACAAUCGAAUGUUUAUGAAGAAAGGCUUUCUAUUCAAAAGUGGAUGAUGGAAAAAAGAAAACGAUUCACUUCUAUCAUUCCACAGGCUCCCCAGUAUUACUGGGAAUACAUGACCUUUACUGGUGGUUAUCUGCUUGUUGGUAAUGUGGAGAGCAGAUUAUCUGUCCCUGUUCUAGCACCUCCACCAUUUAUUUGUGGGCCGAUGACCGACCUUUUUAAAUCACACGAAGAGCAAAGAGUAAAACUUCGAGUACAACACGCAAUCGAACGUGAAAAGAUGAUCAUUUCAUGUGAGCAAGAAAUGAUGCGUGUUCAUUCACGUGCUGCAAGGACUGUUCAUAAUCAGCAGGCACCAUUCAGUGCUUGUUCAUUAUUGAUGGAUAAUGAAGUUUAUAAUAUUCCCCGACAAACAAAUGAUGAAAGUGGUAAACCUUCAAUUCGGGAUCGGUUUAAUGCACGAAUGUUUUUAGCUUGGCUGCAGGAUGUUGAUGAUAAAUUUGAAAAGAUGAAAAAAGGUUUAUUGUCUCGACAAAAACACGAAGCAGAAGCAAUGUUUGCAGUUCAGAAAACUGAAUGGUUGCUUAAACUACAGGAGCUGGACGUUUCUCAUCGAACUUUUCAACAAAGUGAAGUAAAUGAGCUUCAUGUUCCAAUGGUCAACAUUUCAGAUGAUUUUGAUCUUCUACCUGCUUAGUUUACUUCUUUGAUUAUUUUGAAUAAAAUAUUCACAUUUAAAUUUUGUGUUUGUUGGUACUGAAGUAAUAUUACAUAGAUGUGAAUUGCA